GUCGCGACGCCAGGCGUCGACGUCGCGUCGUUACUUACCCGCUCGGCCUCUCGGAAUGUUCUUCGCUUGGGAAACCUUUUAAAGCAUACAAAGUGACUAACUUUAGUGAAACAUUUUUUUUUUUUCGGGAAAAUUAAGACUUGAAGACUAUUUUUCUUAUGUACUCAUGGGAUACUUAAUUACGAGAAAAUGGCACUGAUCAGAUGUUGCCUGGAGGCGGAAGUACCUGACGUCUUCAAAUCUUUACGGAAGUGCACUGACCCUGGCUGCUGUUGCUGGUGCUGUUCUGCAUUACGCCCACGAUAUAAAAGACUUGUCGACAAUAUCUUCCCAGUCAACCCUCAGGAUGGCUUGGUCAAAAAUAAUAUGGAAAAAUUGACCUUUUAUUCCUUAAGCAGUCCUGAAAAACUAGACAGAAUUGGGGAAUAUUUGUUUCAAAGGGCUUCCAGGGAUAUUUACAGGAGAAGAAAUGGAUUCGUUGUUAUUGCUAUGGAAGCAAUGGAUCAACUUUUAGUAGCAUGCCACGCACAGACAUUGAAUUUAUUUGUUGAAAGUUUUUUAAAAAUGGUACAGAAGCUGUUAGAAUCAACGGAUCCCCAGUUACAAAUAUUGGCAACUCAGUCUUUUGUCCGGUUUGCCAACAUCGAGCAGGAUACGCCGUCUUAUCACACACGUUACGAUUUCUUUGUAUCAAAAUACUCUGCGAUGUGCCACUCCAAUAACAAUGACCCUGCAAUCUGCAAACAAAUCCGGCUUGCUGGAAUUCAGGGAUUACAAGGUGUCGUAAGAAAAACGCUUUCCGACGAUUUGGUAGAAAAUAUUUGGGAACCUGUUCACAUGGAUAAGAUCGUUCCGUCGUUGUUAUAUAACAUGCAAAAUUCAAGAUAUUCAAAUAAAGAAGAUGCAACACCAGACAGUCCAACGGAAGAAAGAACUGAUCCACCACAGUUUGCCGAAACUUGUAUGCGUGAACUCGUUGGACGAGCAUCGUUUGGUCACAUUAGAUGUGUUAUUAGACCAGUUCUAAGGCAUUUAGAUAAUCACCAAUUAUGGGUUCCUAAUUAUUUUGCGAUCCACACGUUUAGGAUAAUUAUGUUUUCUAUUCAGUCCCAAUAUUCUUAUACGGUUGUAGAAGCGCUGAUGAUUCAUCUCGAUGAUCAUUCAAAAUCAUCCCCAAAGAUUCGGACGAGUAUCGCGGAUACAUUAUCUAAAAUUAUUUCGAUAGCAGCUGGCGAAAGUGUCGGUCCGUCUGUGUUGGAGAUAAUAAACUCUUUAUUAUCUCAUCUUCGAGUUAGCGUAACAAGAAAUCAGUCGUCUAGUAAUGACGAACAGUUAUAUCAGGAAGCACUUAUUAAUGCCCUUGGAGAAUUCGCAAAUCAUCUUCCGGAUUAUCAGAAAAUUGAAAUUAUGAUGUUUAUUAUGAGUAAAGUCCCAUACAGUCAACCGGAUCGUAUUGUUUCGGUUGGGAAGGGAGAUGUAUUACUUCAAAGUAUCCUUUUGAAAUCUCUAUUAAAGGUCGGUACAAAAUAUCAGACUAUACAUCUGAAUACAACAUUUCCACCAAGUUUUCUGGAACCGCUGUUAAGGAUGUCGUUGGCAGCGGAUGCUGAAAUGCGACUUUUAGUACAAAAAAUCUUUCAUACUUUGAUCGACAGGCAUCAGAAUAUUACAAAACUUGCCAAACCUACAGUAAAUAUUGCGCAACUUGAUUUGACAAUCGAAAAAGCAUCACGACCAGAUGUUAUCUUUAUUCGUAAACAUGGCCCUGAAAUUUAUUUAGCGUUAUACGAAUCAUUAGAAUUGGCAAGCAACAAAGUUGAAAACGUGGAGUCCAUAUAUACAACGUUGGCAUUGCUUGCCGUGGAAUUGGCUUCGGAGGAAACAGUAUUAGAGCUGCUAAGAUUAGUACUCAGUCUUCAAGAUUUAGCUUUAACAAGUGGCCAAAUCAGUAUUUCGCUGAAAUUUAACUUGCACGCCAUUGUAAUCAAUUUGUUGGUACUAAUAUCAUACGUUUGUAAUAUUACUUCGCUCAUGGAUUAUGCAAACAAAAUUGUAGAAAUACGACGAAAGGAAGCACCGCAUCUUUUACCUGAUUUGCAGUCUCAGUAUGAUACUGGUUUAUCUACUAGAUUAACCCCGGCUUUAUUAGUUGAUCAAACUGUUUUAAGCGAAUGUUUGAAAGGAGCUGGUCUCGACAGUGGAAAAUUGCAACAUGGAUCUGGUUAUAGUACGGUUUCGCUACAACAUCGACAUUCAUGGGUUGAUAGUGCUGGACGAAACUCGUUAGCUGAUAUUAAUUCUGGUGCCACGGAAUUGGACAGCGGCGGAUCAUCUCCUGGCGUUCAGAAGAAAUUACAAGGCGAAGAAUUGACUUUCGAAAGUAUGAAGAGAAUUCUGACGGAAAAUAAUAACAAUCACAUAAUAGCGGAAGAAAAACGGAUACAAUUAUCGCACUUCUUUAGAAACGCACCAUUCCAAGACUUGGUAUCAAAGACACAACCAAAGCAUGACGUUUUACAAAGUAAACUGUCUGAAAUAUUCAAUACAUUGUCUGUCGAUCCACGAAAUACAACUCAAGGAGGACCACCGACAGAUACCAAGCCAAGUCAAGCGCCGGCUUACGAAAUACAUUUUCCCGAAUUAUUUGUCUAUUAAAGCUUAUUUGUGUAACUGCUGCUGUGGAUUAACUCUACUGUGUUGAACGAUUAACUACGAUUGUCGCGUGACACCUAUAAUUAACGUAAGUUAUUUAUCUUUGUUAUCUUGAAACUAUGUAAAAAAAUAUUUUUACAUAGACCCACUUUGUUAAUUUCAAUAUUUAUGUGAAAUAUUUGAUCGCGCGUGUUCAUUUUUUUAUGUUUCUGAUAUGAUAUUUAUUACUAUGUUGAUUUCAGUCAUAUAUACUAUUUCAAUUUCGGUAAGUUUAUUGUAUAUUAUAUUUGUAAAUAUACAUUGAUUAAAUUAAAAAAAUAAUUAUUUAAUUA
This is a messenger RNA of Osmia bicornis bicornis, 2984 nucleotides long. RefSeq names its product protein EFR3 homolog cmp44E (gene stmA). Lineage: Eukaryota; Metazoa; Arthropoda; Insecta; Hymenoptera; Megachilidae. The coding region runs from base 190 to 2655 and encodes 821 amino acids. The transcript is spliced from 16 exons. Gene Ontology annotation, biological process: protein localization to plasma membrane. The record is from RefSeq and is a predicted model, not a curated record. Gene Ontology annotation, cellular component: plasma membrane.